GUUCAGUGAGCCGCUAAACUUCCAUCGAGGAGCACGCUCGUUCGUCCGUCCGGUUUUAAGCCCGCCCUGCGCCUAUUCUAAAGAAGAGGUGUCUCCGUGCGUUCGGUCUUUUUUUGUAGUAAUUUUUUUUUAUUUGUGAUUUGAUGUGUACUAACAAAUAAGUUGAAGUGUGAGUGCAAUCGUUUCGUUUAUCAAUCCGGUCAACUGCACUACUAUACUAGUUUCCUUUCAGCUACAUAGGUACUACGUGUGAGUUAGACGCAAGAAUUCGCUUCCCGAGAUCAUUUACGGAAGUCGUAUUGUAUGAAAUUGUAAAAUCCUGCCAUCUGUUGCCGCAGCAGCAGCAGAAGUGCAAGUGAUUCAGAGAAAAUCGCCAAAAGAGAAAAAAAGCAGUAGUUAGCAGUGAAUGUGAAAAGUGCAAAUGCGACGAAAAUAACCAAUUGCAAAAGUUGUGUGUGAGUUAAUUGAGAUUGAACUGUGAAGAUUUCGUCUAGAGGAAAAUCCUCUAAAAUUCUCGGAUGGUGUAAUUUGUUUUUUUUUUUUUUGAGUCGCGUCAAUGGCUUCCUAAUAAUGAAAUAAGUUAAGUGAUCAUUAUUCUGAUUCGAAGAUCCAUACACAAUAAGGAAUAAUCGAAAUGACGAACCAGAGAGGCAUUUCCGGUCAGAUUUUUCCAAGCACAAUAAAUGCCGCCGCCUACGGGUUACUGGCAGCACUGUUCCUCACCUCGGGAACCAUCGUCGAGAGCUUCAACUUCGAAACGCGACUUCCGAUCGUCAAGUAUGGUGCCACCAAUACCUACUUUGGAUAUUCGGUGGCCUCGCAUACGGAAAAACUGACCACGGCAGGAGAUAAGAAAAGCUGGGUCCUAGUGGGGGCACCACUUGGCCAGAAUCUGCAGCCAGGCACCAACCGGUCAGGGGCGCUAUUUCGCUGUCCGAUCACCCAGGCCAGCAACGACUGCGAGCAGGUCAAAACAGAUGGCCGCCGAAAAUCUUCUGGUAUUUACGAAACCGAUGACGAAGACGAAGAUGAACUGGCCCCUCCGGGUUACGACGAGCUCAAGACCAACCAGUGGCUCGGCGUUACGGUCAAAUCGGGCGGCAAGGAGAAUAAGAUAUUCACCUGUGCUCAUCGAUAUAUGAAGAUCCAUGAACGAGGGCGGACCACCGAGAAUGGUCUCCACACGGGACAAGGUUUGUGCUACGUCCUGAACAACGACUUUUCGUUCGGGUUUGCCGUGGAAGUUUGCUUGGGACGAUCGAUCGAACGAGAGCACGAACAGUACGCCUUCUGUCAGGCGGGAACAUCUGGGAUGCUUCUGGACGAUGGAACGGCCAUCAUCGGAACGCCAGGCGUAAUGAUCUGGAAGGGGACGGUUUUUGCGGUUCAAGUGGACGGAGACUUUCUGGCUCGCGAUAAAACGCAUUACUACGGUCCACACGACAAUGCGGACUCACCUGUACCGAACUACAGCUACCUCGGCAUGGCUGUGACCGGUGGUCGCUAUUUUGGAGACUACAUGUCGUUUGCAGGUGGUGCUCCACGAUCGCGUGGCAAUGGUCAGGUGAUCAUAUUCUCAAACAGUGUUAAGCGUAAUCCUAUUUACAAGGAACGGGAACUGUUUGGAGAACAGUUUGGUUCCAGCUUUGGGUACGAGCUGGCCACGGCUGACAUCAACGGAGAUCAUGCUCCGGAUCUCCUUGUAGCGGCUCCCUUUUAUUUUUCCAAAAGCGAAGGCGGUGCCGUAUACGUGUAUCAAAACUUGAACAACAACUUUACAAACAGUUAUACGACGAAGCUUACAGGGAAGCUUGAAUCUAGGUUUGGGCUAGCCUUGGCCAAUCUUGGCGACAUCAAUAAAGAUGGAUGCGAGGACAUUGCCAUCGGUGCUCCCUAUGAAGGAGACGGAGUUGUUUACAUCUAUCUCGGAUCUAACAAGGGUCUUUCGACCAAGCCAUCCCAGGUGAUCACAUCUAGCUCUCUGGGCUUGAAUGUACCCAAACUGCACACCUUCGGUAGCUCGCUGACCGGUGGAAUUGAUCUCGAUAACAACACCUAUCCGGAUCUUGUGAUUGGCGCAUACGACUCGGCAGCAGUCACCAUACUCUUGGCGCGACCCAUCACCAACAUCAAGACCUCCGUCAUCCCGAACGAGAUCAGCAACAUCGAUCCAACACAGCAUGGUUGCGACGCCGAUCCGGGUGCGAAUGCCACGUGCUUUUCAUUCCGAGCGUGCUGUUCGAUCGAACCGUACGAAGAAUCCGGCAGCCACUCGAGCAGUCAAUCACAGCAUCUCAACCUGAUCUACACGAUUGAAGCGGAGACGUACAUGGGGCUGAAAAAGUUUUCUAGGGUCUACUUCGGGCCAGACACGCGUCAUCGAUCUAACAUCAUCAAACGCCAGAUAAGCGUUGUCACCAAUGGAAAUCAGGAGUGUCGAGAGGAGGUCGUCUACAUCAAGGACAACACCCGCGACAUCCAGAGCCCUAUCCGGUUCAGGUUGAAUUAUACCAUUCUGGAUACCACUCUACCGGCGUCGGCUUUGGACUCGUUGGACCCGAUCCUGGAUCAAACACAAGCCGAUCGCACUUUUGAGGCAACCUUCCAGAAAGACUGCGGCAAAGACGGCAUCUGCCAAUCGAAACUGGACCUCAAAGCGGAGCUUUCUUUGGAACGAGAAGACGACCAGUCAUACUCGUUGGUGCUCGGCCGUGAUCGAGGCAUUCAGCUUCAUGUUGGUGUUUCCAACCUGGCUGAUUCGGCGUAUGAAACUAAUUUGUACGUGAAGCACGAUCCCAGUAUUUCGUUCAGUGGUACAAAGAGCCUAUACAAAUGUGAUAAAUUCAACGCAACGCUAGUAUUCUGCAACCUCGGAAAUCCGAUGCGGAGAAAUUCCGAAGUUAAAUUUUCCCUCCGUUUCGACCCCCAGCGAGUUAAAGAAGAGGUUUUGAAAUUAGGAUUUGACGUAUUCGUCAAUACGACCUCCAACCUACUAGAAGGUGCCAAGCAAACGGCCGCUCUGACGGUGAACGUAAUCAAGCGAGCCAAGAUCAGUAUCAGUGGUGCCGCACAUCCUCAGCAAACGUUCUACGGUGGCGAAGUCAAAGGAGAAAGUGCAAUGAAAACAUUCGAAGACAUCGGCACUGCAGUUCAUCACAUUUAUAUGAUCUACAAUGAUGGGCCUUGGCGGGCGCCGCAGGUUCAGGUGAGAAUCCAAUGGCCACAUCAGGUGGCAAACGAUAAGGAUCAAGGCAAAUGGCUACUCUAUCUUACCGGAACUCCAACAGUAGAUGCAACGAACGGCGGAUCAUGUGUGGUUCAGCCAGGAACGGCUGAAAAUCCGCUAAAAUUGAAGAAAUCUGCUGCCCUCAGCGAACUACCACCCCAAACGGAUUACUACACGCAGCGAGCGUACAACAAAUCGUUGACAUUCGCAAUGGAGAAAUCUGAAAGGGUAUCGUUCGCUAAGCAGGCGUCUUACUCUUCGUCGUCCUCGGCGGAAAAGAGCCUCAACCGGGUACGGCGAGAUCGGUCGAUGAUAAUCCGUGCCGAACGGCUGACUGACAAAGACGGCAAACAGACCGAUAUCGUCCACAUGGACUGCAGCCGCAACACUGCCAAGUGUAUCACGAUCGUCUGCGAUAUCUACGAUGUGCAACCGAAGGCACAGGCACUGAUAAACGUAACAGCGCGGCUCUGGAACUCUACGCUAGUAUCGGACUACCCGAAGGUUGAUCUGGUUAAAAUUAUAUCGAGAGCGACGAUAACAGUUGUCCAGGUGCAACAGGACUACCCAAUCAACAAUGUUACGGUGGAAACGAUGGCCUACCCGGAAUUGCUGGACCAAGCCGGGGACGGCUCGAUCCCCAUCUGGAUCUGGAUCCUGGCCAUUGUUGGAGGUCUGCUGGUUCUUGCCCUGCUCAUCUACAUCUUGUGGAAGUGUGGCUUCUUCAAACGGCGACGACCGGAUCCAACGCUUAGCGGCAAUUUACAGAAGAACAGCGAGAGUAAACCCUUCAUUUCCUGAUCCGUUGUUGGUGGAUCUUCGUUCAGCUUAGAAACCCGGAAGGAGAUUCCUCACAACGGAGUGCGUGUAUGAUGUAAAUUAUUUAUGUAUAUGUUCGAAUACAUAUGAAUGUAUCAAACAAACAAUAUGCCGAUUAGGGCAAACGAGAAGUGCAGAUAACGUGCUUUUAAGAAACAGGAAAACAAAGUCGAAAGCACGAGCAAAAGUCUACUUAAAAAGUGAUAUAUGCAAAGUCAAAUAUAUCUAUCAUAUACACAUAUAUAACAUAUAAAUUCGCAACCAUCCAUUAGAAUAUUUCUAGCUAGUGAAACAGCACAAAUUUCGAUAAGUUCAAACGCGUUUGAGCCACAAUAAAAUAUUUAAAAAUCUUAGUUACUAACACAAUUCGCAGUAUCUCGUAGUUAUAAUAUCACAUAAACUCAAUUAUCAACUUUCCAAUUAAAGUAGAGAAGGAUUCUGAUGAAUUUGAAUAAUUCUUGUAGAAGUAUUUUUUUUAACUAUAUUGUAAGGCUCAAAAACAUACAGCGCAUACAUCCAAGCGCAAAAAUCGUAAGGUGAAUAAAAAAUUGUAUCCAUCAUAACGUACGUCACACAAUUUUUGGAACACAAUCGCGCAGCAUGUUAAGACUGAACAACAAUCACUACAUUAAACGAUUCACCUUUCAAAAUAAUAAUGUUCAUCAUCUAAAGUAAGCUUAAACAAACUUGAGUCAGGAAAUCCAACAGUUGCCCCAGCAAAGGUCCUUAAAUAAAAAAAAAUACAAUAAUUCACUGAGGGCGCUAUAGUUAAUGUGUUCAAUCGGAUAGAUUAAACGUACAAACUGUUGUUUGUCACUUACUUUGUACUGUAAUGCGCCGAUAUAUCAAAUCGAAAUCGAACUUAAGCCACACAAAACAGUGAAUACGAAAAAAGCGAAUAGUUUAAGACAGUUAGUUUUUUUUUCAAAUAGUAAAGGAAUAGAGGAGUCAACUUAAUUCUAUAGGAAUUAUGAGCGGAAACAAAAAAACUAAAAAGUGCCAUUACUCUUUAUAUACACAUGCGGUAGUUAGAAUCGUGGAACGAAGUCUAUUUGUUAAUGUUCCCCAAACUUAGGCUUAGCUACCAAGUUAGUUAUGUAUAAGCUGCGUACACAAUUUAAAGCUGAUAUCGGUAGAUGUGAGAACAAUUACUUAAAAAAAACAACAGAAACCAACAUAAAACGUCAGUAUAGUUUCAAAGUGAGUUAGUUUUUACUAGCAUAAUUAAUAUAAUGUUGCCAAUUGGGUUUGAAUCAGCCGACGCCUUACAUAAAUCGUCUCCCAGUAGUUUUUAAUGCAGAUGUAUUUAGAGCGAGCGUUACGUGUAUGUAACUGUAUUUAGAUUGAUUUUUAAAUUGUUGUAUAUUUAGGUUACAAUCUUUUCUAGGCAGAAUGUUUUUUUACUAUAUUCUAACUUUGUAAAUUUUUGAAAACCGCUGAUAAAUUAAAACAAGAUGUACUAGAAUUUA
Molecule: messenger RNA, 5514 nt
Organism: Uranotaenia lowii
Lineage: Eukaryota; Metazoa; Arthropoda; Insecta; Diptera; Culicidae
Gene: mew
Product: integrin alpha-PS1
Exons: 14
Coding region: 635-4027 (1130 amino acids)
Biological process (GO): cell-matrix adhesion; integrin-mediated signaling pathway; cell adhesion mediated by integrin
Cellular component (GO): integrin complex; external side of plasma membrane
Molecular function (GO): integrin binding
Source: RefSeq, a predicted model, not a curated record